AUGGGUUGUAUCGUAUGGGGAUAUAGGGUAGUUAUAUCUAGUACGUUAAAAAAUAUUUUAUUAAAAGAAUUACAUUCGAGCCAUAUGGGUAUUGUUGAGAUGAAAGCAAUGGCACGUAGCGUAAUGUGGUGGCCAGGCAUAGACGCGGAUAUAGAAAGUACAUGUCGGAGUUGUAGUACAUGCUCUGAAGUUAGUACAGCGCCAUCGCGAGCGGCUCUACAGCCGUGGCCAUAUACAUCGGAACCAUGGUUUAUAUUACAUUUAGAUUUUUUAGGUCCAUUUCAUGGUAAAACUUUUUUAGUUUUGAUAUAUUCCACUUCAAAAUGGCUAGAAAGUUUCCAAAUGCAAAGAACUACAGCAGGAGCAGUGGUGAAAGUAUUAAGAGAGACAUUUGCUCGUUUUGGUUUACCAAGAGAAGUAGUUUCAGAUCAUGGUCCACCAUUUUCAAGUAGUGAAUACAAAGAUUUUAUGAAUAACAACGGUAUUAAAGGUGGAUAUGACUUGGAUGCAGUGUUGCAAUCAUAUUUAUUAGAUUAUAGGAACGUAGAACACAGCACCACAGGAGUAGCACCUGCUACUCUUUUACAAAAGAGGCGUCUACAUUCACGUUUAGAUUUAUUACGAAGCGAUGUUCGAAUUGAGAAUAAGGUUCAGGCGGCUCAAAUGAAACAAAUCGCCCAAGCUGGUGGUUCGAAUGGAUCUUUUAAUUUAGGUGAUUAG
This is a messenger RNA of Vanessa tameamea, 720 nucleotides long. RefSeq lists its product as uncharacterized. Gene Ontology annotation, molecular function: nucleic acid binding. Gene Ontology annotation, biological process: DNA integration. Lineage: Eukaryota; Metazoa; Arthropoda; Insecta; Lepidoptera; Nymphalidae. The coding region runs from base 1 to 720 and encodes 239 amino acids. The record is from RefSeq and is a predicted model, not a curated record. The transcript has 2 exons.